GAAAAUGGGCCGAAAUUAAAAGUGAUCCUUUUGAUGCAAGACAGCCUUCGUCUUUCAGCUGCAAUUGGUUACUGAGUCACCGAGCGUGGAAAUAAGAGUUAAAACGCAGAUUUUUUUAAACCGAGUCUGGCUUAACGUGGAGGGGGGCAGAGAGAGAGUGGAUUUGGCUCGGAAGCGGUUCAUGUGAUGGUCCCUGACACCAGCUGGCUGUUGGGAUCUGCGCCCUGCUCUCAUACUAACGCACUGGAGGACUGUAUUCAACAGAUACUCUUCAGAACAGUGGACAUAUCUCCGACAUAAUUGCAGCUCGGAAGACUAAAUGUGCGCCGAUUGGAAAAAUGGACAGCGAUGAUUUGUGAGGUAUUUGCGUUGAAUCUCUGACAGAUGCUUUAUUUGCGGAUGAGCGAAAAAAAAUAUUAUAUUAUUAGAAUUCUGAACGGAGUCUGGUGUGACGUGACACCGCCCCCCUCCUCCCCGCCCCGGACAGAUCGAACAGGGAUCUCCUUGGAAACGGUUGGUGACAGUACCCACCACCACCACCACCACCUCCACCCCGUCCUCUCUCUCCUCCUCACCAGGGAUGGUUGGUACUGAGAUCGGCCGCCUGCUCUCCCACUAACAACCGAACUGGGACAUUUUCAGGGCGCAGAUGUUCUCCAGCAGAAUGACUCUGAACCAGUCCAGCCUGCUGUACGGACAGCUGGAGGAUCUGCAGGAACUCGCCUUCAUCGAGAGGCCGAUCCGCAGGAGUCUCAAGACGGCGGAGGAGAUCGAUCAGCUGACUGUGGAUGAAGACCUGAACGACAUCGAGAGGGCGGUCUACCUGCUCAGCGUGGGUCAGGAGGUGCAGAGAGCGAGUGUCAUCAGUAACCUGCCAAGCCUUGUCCGCCAGAACCCAGCGGAGACGUUUCGUCGGGUGGUACCAAAGGUUCGGGAGGUCCUGAACGGAGCCGCGGCAGAAAUCCAGCUUGCGGCAGCAGCAUCGUUUUUGACCAUCCUGCAGGAUGACAUCAUCCUGAUCCACACCCACACCUACUCCAUCCUGAAGACCGUCCUGCUACACCUGAACCACCGAGACACAGUUGUGAGCAACGCGUGGUUGGAGACUCUGCUGUUGGCUAUCAACGCUCUCCCCAAGGAGACCAUCAAACAGGAGGUGCUGAACCCUCUCCUCUCUCAGUCCCAGCUGUCUCACUCUCUUCAGGCUCGUCUGGCCAGCUGCCGCAUUUUAGGGAAAGUCGCCUGCAAGUUUGAUUCUCAAAUAGUGAAGAAGGAGCUGCUGCCGCUGGUUCGUUCGUUAUGUCAGGAUGUGGAGUUUGAGGUCCGAGCCUGCAUGUGCCGUCAGCUGGAGAGCAUGGCCAGAGCAAUGGGGGUGGACGACACCAGGACGGAGCUGCUGCCUGAACUGGUGGAGCUCGCCGAAGACGAGGAGAGCAGCGUCCGUCUCGCUGCCUUCGACACCAUCAUCAACCUGAUGGAGAUGAUGGACAGCGAUGACAGACUCCAUGUCGUGGUUCCUCUGGUGAUGUCAGUGUGCGACGUGUCUUCGCAGGCAGACGAGGCUGUUGUGGCUUCGUUGUCCUUCCAGUUUGGGAAGCUCUGCAGUGGCCUGGCAGGGUCUUUGUCAAAUGAGCAGAAAGGCCGGUUGCUGCAGAGGUUUAAGGUGUUGUGUCUCGCUGGUCUGCAGACUGAAGGAAACCAAACUGAUGGCAACAAUGAGUCAAUGCUGAUCCGCUGCAACUGCUGCUACAACCUGCCGGCUAUGGUGGUGUUUUCUGACUCUGCUCACUUCCUGUCUGAGCUCUACCCGAGUUUUUCCAGCCUUUGUUGUGACCCAGAGGUCAGCGUUCGACGAAGUGCUGCAGCCAGUUUCCACCAGGUGGUGAAGCUGCUCGGUUCAAACAUUCAGCUGGUCCACAAAGAGCUCCUAGUUCUGCUGCAGGACGACUCUCUGGAGGUGUUGGACGCUCUAAUGAAUCACCUAGAGGAAACUUUGGAGGUGGUUCUUUCCAGAGGAGACAACCUGACGCUGGACAACAAGUUCCCAGAGCUGCUGUCAGCUCUGCUGUUAGCGGAGCAGAAGGUUGGAUGUUCUCUGCGUUGGCGCCUGCAUGAGAAGCUGCUGCAGCGUUACAGCUGCCUGGCCAGACUGCUGCCUGGAGAACUGCUGCACCAGAGCUUCUCCCCUCGCAUCUUCAUCAUCCUCACCACCAACAAGGUGUUGCCAGUUCAGAAGGAGGCAGCUCGGACGUUCUGCACGUUCCUGCGUUACAACCGCAAACAGGAGCAGCGACAGGAGAUGAUGGAGCGACUGAUCCAAGAUCUGGCUCAGGGGCGGAGCUACUGGAACCGUCUGAGGUUCCUGGAUGUUUGCGAAACAGCCACUGAGGUUUUCUCCAGAAAAUACUUCAACAAACACUUCCUGAUCCCAGCACUUGAGCUUGUCCAUGACCCUGUCGCUAACGUCAGGUACAAGCUUUGCCAGCUGUUGCCCAAAUUGCGUUCAUCUCUGCGCUUGCCGGCUGAUAAGCAACUGCUGCAAAAGCUCGAGUUCUGUGUCCAGAAACUCCUCUGCAGAGAGAAGGACAAGGAUGUGGUGGCCACGAUCCGCAAGACAGUGUUGGAACUGGACAAACUGGACCUCACAGAGCCUUUUCACAAGAGGCAGGAGAGGGAUUUACUGGACCAGAAGAAGGAAAAGGAGGAGACUCUUCUGCUGGAGAUGGAACAUCUGGAGCGCCAGCAGAGUGAAGAUAAACUGAACUCUGAAAAACAUACGGAGAGAAAACGAAGGGACAGUAAGACCAGUCUAUCUGCUACCAAAUCCAUGUCUGUGUCUUCGUCUGGAGCCACCUUGUCCUCCUCCAGUAAAGAGAUGAGGAAGGCUAAACUUUCACGGAGUCGGUCCCUCAGUAGUCAGCCAACGACAUCCAAAUCUACCAACUCAGACAGACCUCUGAAAGUGAAAGAGCUGAGCAGUACAUCUGGAGCCGGGAAGCCCUCAGUGUUAUCGAGCAAAGAUGACUCCUUGAGGACUGCCCACUUCACUAUGGCAAGCCAAGCCACAUCCUCUAUGCCAGUCUUGAUCCGCAGCAACACCACCAGCCUCCUGGACAGGGCCAGCACACUGGACCACAGAGCCAGUAGUGUAGACCACAAGACCAGCACACUAGACCAGAGAGAUCACAUAACCAUUACACUGGACCACAGAACCAGUAACAUGGAUCACAGGAACAAUAUAAUGGAGCACAGAACCACUACAAUGGACCACAGAACCAGUACAUUGGACCAUAGAACCAGCGCCCUGGACCAGAGAGACCACAGGACCAGUGCCCUGGACCAGAGAGACCAUAGGACCAGUGCAUUGGACCAGAGAGACCAUAGGACCAGUACUUUCGACCAGAGAAACCAUAGGACCAGUACCAUGGACCAGAGAGACCACAGGACUGGUACCUUGGACCAGAGAGACCACAGGACCAGUACCUUGGACGAGAGAGACCACAGGCCCAGUACCCAUGACCAGAGAGACCAUAGGACCAGUACUUUGGACCAGCGAAGUAAAACAAUGGACCGGGGCUCCGGGGUGAAGGACAGCCAGUCCAGAAAGCUGUCGAUAAACAGGAAGUCAAACUCUUUCAGCGUCCAGUCAGGACGAGACUGAAGAUGAUGAUGUUAUUAUACCUCCACCAGGCCAUCAGCCAAUCAGCAUUCAGGGAGAAGUUUCCAUACAAACAGCAGCUUCACAUGUUAAAGGACGAAUAAUGCUUCAGAACAUUACCCAGAAUGCAACAGGACACCAUCUCUUCCUCACAGUCACUAACAGAGACAGUGGACUUCUGCUGCUUUUAUUUUCUGAGCACUGUGUAACCUAAUGAUCCCAUCCUGUCACCUGAUUGGUUCAGUAAACUCCACACGUAC
Molecule: messenger RNA, 3918 nt
Organism: Scatophagus argus
Lineage: Eukaryota; Metazoa; Chordata; Actinopteri; Scatophagidae
Gene: ppp4r4
Product: protein phosphatase 4, regulatory subunit 4
Exons: 25
Coding region: 650-3661 (1003 amino acids)
Cellular component (GO): protein serine/threonine phosphatase complex; cytosol
Molecular function (GO): protein phosphatase regulator activity; protein binding
Source: RefSeq, a predicted model, not a curated record